CGCUUAGAAACCGGAGUUUGCUUUCGUAUGUCCUGGGGAGAAGUUUUAAUUUUGAUUUAUUUUGUUGUGUUUCAGGCUGACGAUAAGGUGAAUUCGGAACCAAUUAAAAAACUGGAACCGGUCCUUCUGCCAGGAGAAAUCGUUGUAAAUGAAGUCAAUUUUGUGAGAAAAUGCAUUGCAACGGACACGAGUCAGUACGAUUUGUGGGGAAAGCUGAUAUGCAGUAACUUCAAAAUUUCCUUUAUUACGGAUGACCCAAUGCCGUUACAGAAAUUCCAUUUCAGAAACCUCCUCCUUGGUGAACAUGAUGUCCCUUUAACGUGUAUUGAGCAAAUCGUCACAGUAAAUGACCACAAGAGGAAGCAGAAAGUCCUAGGCCCCAACCAGAAACUGAAGUUUAAUCCAACAGAGUUAAUUAUUUACUGUAAAGAUUUCAGAAUUGUCAGAUUUCGUUUUGAUGAAUCAGGUCCUGAAAGUGCCAAAAAGGUAUGCCUUGCAAUAGCUCAUUAUUCCCAGCCAACUGACCUCCAGCUACUCUUUGCAUUUGAAUAUGUUGGGAAAAAAUACCACAAUUCAGCCAACAAAAUUAAUGGGGUACCCACAGGAGGUGGUGGCGGUAGCAGCCAGAAAACUCCACUUUUUGAGACUUACUCAGACUGGGACAGAGAAAUCAAGAGGACGGGUGCUUCUGGGUGGAGAGUCUGUUCCAUUAACGAGGGCUACAUGAUAUCCACUUGCCUUCCAGAAUACUUCGUAGUGCCAAGUUCCCUAGCAGACCAGGACCUAAAGAUCUUCUCCCACUCUUUUGUUGGAAGAAGGAUGCCACUCUGGUGCUGGAGCCACUCGAAUGGCAGUGCUCUCGUGCGGAUGGCCCUCAUCAGAGACGCGCUGCAGCAGAGGAAAAUCAGCCAGAGGAUUUGCAAUGCAAUAACCAAAAGUCAUCCACAGAGAAGAGAUGUUUACAAGUCAGAUUUGGAUAAGACCCUGCCCAAUAUCCAAGAAAUACAAGCGGCUUUUGUAAAACUUAAACAGCUGUGCGUUAAUGAGCCUUUUGAAGAAACUGAAGAGAAAUGGUUAUCUUCACUGGAAAGUACUCGGUGGCUAGAAUAUAUAAGGGCAUUCCUGAAACAUUCAGCAGAACUUGUGUACAUGCUAGAAAGCAAGCGUGUCUCUGUAGUCCUCCAAGAGGAGGAGGGAAGAGACUUGAGCUGCGUUGUAGCGUCUCUUGUUCAAGUGAUGCUGGAUCCCUAUUUCAGGACAAUUCCUGGGUUUCAGAGUCUCAUACAGAAGGAGUGGGUGAUGUCGGGAUAUCAGUUCCUGGACAGAUGCAACCACUUAAAGAGGUCGGAGAAGGAGUCUCCAUUGUUCUUGCUGUUCCUGGACGCCACGUGGCAGCUGCUAGAACAGUACCCAGCCGCCUUUGAGUUUUCCGAGACCUACUUAGCCGUGCUGGGCGACAGCACCCACAUCUCCCUGUUUGGCACCUUUCUGUUCAACUCUCCGCACCAGCGUGUGAAGCAGAGCACAGAAUUUGCUAUAAGCAGAAAUAUCCAGCUGGGUGACGAAAAGGGUUUAAAGUUCCCCUCGGUUUGGGACUGGUCGCUCCAGUUCACAGCGAAGGAUCGCACGCUCUUCCACAACCCCUCGUACAUCGGGAAGAGCACGCCCUGUGUGCAGAAUGGCUCCAUGAGGUCCUUCAAGCGGACAAAGAAAAGCUACAGCUCCACACUGAGAGGAAUGCCAUCUUCCUUCAAGAACGGAAUCAUUAGUGACCAAGAAUUGCUCCCACGGAGAAACUCAUUAAUAUUACAAGUAAAGCCAGACCCUCCUCCUCAAGCCGACGGCCAGGACGGUGGCAUGGAGCAGUUCUUCCGAGACUGGUUUUCCAAACCGGCCAACCUGCACGGUGUUCUUCUGCCACGUCUGUCUGUAGUGCACAUAAAGCUCUGGAAACUGUGCUACUUCCGCUGGGUCCCUGAGGCCCAGAUCAACCACGGGGGCUUCAUCACCGCCUUCCACAGGCUCUCGCUGCUGGCCGACGAGGUGGACGUGCUCAGCAGGACGCUUCGGCAGCACCGGGCCGGCCCUCUGGAGGCCUGCUACGCGGAGCUGGACCAGAGCAGGAUGUACUUCCGAGCCCGUGGCCCCCACGACACCUCGGGGACGCCAGAGUUUCUCUCCUCCUCGUUUCCCUUCUCCCCUGUUGGCAACCUAUGCAGACGAAGCAUUUCAGGAACACCAUUAAGCAAAUUUUUAAGUGGGGCCAAAAUAUGGUUAUCUACUGAGACCCUAGCGAACGAAGACUAAAACGGGGUGUCUUCUGAACAUUUUGAGGGAACUGGAAACUUUUCCUCUGAAUUUAAAUUGUUAACCUAGGCAUUUGAAGCUCUAAUAUGUCUAAGAAUAACCGUGAGAUUUGCACUAAUGUUUAAAAACAUGCUGAAUGAUGCGUCCUUCACUGUUUUUAGGAGAUAAGCAUGGGUUUUGGAGUGAUGUCCUUUUUCUGUUACCCUAGGUCUGGCUUGUGUUUCGGUGAUUUGCAGGCAGACAUUCCCACACUCUUAUUCCUAUGAUCAGACGAAUCAGCCCAUUUUUCCUGCUGUCUGCUUAGGUUGCCCGAUCCUCAGGUGAGCAACCCAGAGACGCACAGGUCAGGAGAGUUAAGAAGUGAGUGUUUAGCACAUCUUUAAGAAGCAUCGCUAAACCCCAACAGGCAUUAGUAGGUAUUGGUGUAUUUUCCUGGUCACUUCCUAUUGUCUCUAAUAGACCCACCUGGGGGUCAGUGUUCCAGCGCCAUAAUUUAUUUACAUCACUUCGUCUGGGACCGUGGAUCACUGUGUCUUAAAAUCCUGAGUUUGCUCUUAACUUCUUAGGACUAACUUUAAAAUAUGCACUGUUAACUUUAAAGCAUUUGCUGUAGAUAAUUAAACUUAGAAGUGCCUUUGAUAUUAAUAUUAAGGUAUGAAUGACACAGUUAAAUAUAAUUUGUUUUUAAAAUUAGGGAGUUAAAAUCCCACUGCAUAUUGGAAACAAGCUUUUCACACUAAGUCCCCAAAGCCACAUUUUCAACCCUCUGUGCAGGCCAAGGGGGGGUGGGGGGCAAAUGCCGUCUGCACUGAGCCCACCCUCACAAAGAGGGUUUUUCCUCCAUAUUUCCAGUGUGGUCAACCGUGGUUGACACUUUCUCUGGAAAUAACUAAUGAGGUCAUGAGUCAGGUCACCUGCACAGCAGUCCCUCCUCCUCCGACAAUGUUCUGAAAAUGCUUAGGAGUCAAGAACAGGAGAAAUAAAAUGUCCUCUCAAAAUCCUGCUGUUUUAAUAAAUAGCAAGAGAACUCCACCCCUCGCCCCACCCCCAACUUUUGAUAGCAAUAUGGAGAGGAGACUGAGAAGCAGAGAUGUGUUCUUGGUCUAAAACUCCCUUGUUUCCAGAUUGUGUGCAAGAGCCAAAGCUGUGGGUCAGAGCUUAACGUACGAUGGUCCUGAUGUUUAGCACCAGCCCCCCAGCAUCCCUCCUUCCCUCCUUAAAAGAUGAAUGUUUUCCAGUUUGGCUGUUAAACUGCCAUCCUAAGCUUUUAAAAGUUUUUAUAGUACAUUGUCGAGUCAGCUUAUUUCCUUUUCUAAGACAAAUUUUUUCAAAAGUGUGUCUUACCUUUAUACGUAAUGAAUAGCUGUUUCUAUUUUAAUUAUUUGCCUUUUAAAAUUGUUUGAUAAUGUCUCUGGACUCCAAGGGAUGGAAGUUCCUAUACGGCGUCUUAGAAAAAUCCAACUUGUGGCUAAACCCAGUGUUUUUGCCAACUUGCUGCCUAGAAAAUAAGGGCUUUUGCAGUUUACAUAAAUAGCAUUGUUGCCAUUAAACACUUUAUAGUCCUUUUUGGAAACCUGUUCCAACCCCCCUAAAACACCACAGCGAAUGUUCUGCCGGUGAAAGUGUACUAAUUAAUGCUUCUCCCUUUUUCAUUAAGCUGCUUUUUUUCCCCACUACAAAUUGUUCUAAAUUUGUUACUUUUGGAGGGGGUUGAGCAUUCAUUUCACUACCAUUUUCUUCCCUUCCCACAUUUAUUUCAGCUCCUUUAGUGAUUUUUUUGAUUUACAAGUUUAAGAACAAUUAGGUACUAUUAAUACUAUUUCAAAUAGGAAAUGUGCAUAUUUUUGUAUUAAAAUCAAAGGUAGUAAAAUAUGGUUUUUCGUUAUAUUUUGCAUUUUGCUGGACAGUUGUUGUAUCAUGAUUAUUGUGCCACAGCUCACUGUGCAUAAUAUGAAGAACAGCUCUCUCCGCCUAAGUCCUGGCACCUCCGGGAGCACCGAGGACGUGGUGACAGAGGUCCCACGGGGGUUACGUGCACCGUACCAAAGAGCUUCCCACCCGGCCCCACAGCCCUGCACACGAAGCCUGGGCCAUGCGGUGUCUAAAGACGCCUGGACUUUCUGGUAUUGAACUUAAAGAUGUACAAUGUCUUACUGUUAUUUUAUGAUGGAAACCAGUUUUAAAACCAAAAAUGUCUAACUUUAUUUAAGAGAAGUAUAUUAAUCUGUGCUAACAGAGGGUGAGAACCAUUGAACAUGCCCUUCAGCAGUCAGCCUGCUAUAGCAGUAACUCAAGAAGUUAGAACUUGACUUGAAGAGAAACUAAAACCUUUGUGCCUGAAGUUGACUGACGAGUUCAGGUAGCAGGAGUAGGAAAAGAUCUGGUUCAACAGUAAAAAAUGUGAAGAAACUCUAACUGCUAAAUAAACUCUGCACAGAACUGUU
Messenger RNA from Miniopterus natalensis, 4751 nucleotides. Lineage: Eukaryota; Metazoa; Chordata; Mammalia; Chiroptera; Miniopteridae. The record is from RefSeq and is a predicted model, not a curated record.